Candidula unifasciata is the source of this 4164-nucleotide messenger RNA. The record is from the annotation of a GenBank genome assembly. Lineage: Eukaryota; Metazoa; Mollusca; Gastropoda; Stylommatophora; Geomitridae.
GCCAUUGUCAUAUGGAUUCAGCCUAAUCUUUGCCACUGUGCCACCGUGCCUUGCAUUAUGGACGAACGGUCAACGGGUAAACGGAGAUCCACUAAAACGGUCUUGGACACCUUGUCAAAAGUGGACAUUUCCAAGCAGGGGUUGAACAUUAGUUCUGUACUGCCUGCUACAAACCUCCAGCCAAGACCCAAUGACACCAUCCCAGCGGUCGAUACCACCAAAGCUUCUUUGAACCCGUUUCCUGCAGAAGAAGGUGAUAUACUGAUAACACAAGAAGCCGUCAAACUGAAGCAAAAUGUAGAUGCGUCAAUUUUAAACGCUAAAAAGUUGUACGAGCUUAGCAACACUGCAGCUGUGAAAGGGAUAACUGCGAAAGGGGGCAACAGAAAAGCUUCAGAAGGAACAUUAUUUGUCACAAAACCACCUUCUCCUACACGAAGUAAACAACUUUUAGGGAAAACAGCAGAUCCAAAAGCUAGCAGCAGAAAUCCAAGAAAAGGCACAACAGCCUCAGAAAUACUGCACACGGAAAAGCUUAGAAAGACUGAUCCCGUUCAUUCUUUAUCCUCGAAGCUCAAAAGAGCCAUUAGUUUUAACCCUCUUACUUCUGUUGCAAAGACCCCAUCCGUUCAAACGCCGGAUGCAAGGAAUAGGCACUACUCGAAAGUGGUGACACAUAUUGUUAAACGGUUAGGUGGAAGAGCAUCGGGGAGUUCCGUCUCGCUGCCAGUUGCGUCUCAAAGUAAAACUCCUUCGCCAAAAUCUUCGAAGAAAAAUAAAUUUAAACGUCGAAGUUGGAAGAAGGCGUCUCUCAAGAAAGGGAAAUCAGAAAUUCCAGUCACCAUAAAUAACUUCUUUACCACAAUUAAAACAGUUGAUAAUUUACACGACCUGAAAAAAUCCUGUUCCAAAGAAAAUGUCCGCCGGUCUUCAAAGAAAAAAGGCAAAUCAACAAAUAAGUUGAAAGCUUCUACAUCGGAAAUCAAAGCCAAUCCAAGUCUUAGACUGGCCACGCUGUCCACUCCUAAACUUGCUGCCUUACCUUCGCCAAGGUCACUUUUGCUGAGAUCAGUCAGUAAACCAGUCAGCACAGAUUCAAACAAAAUAUUUAAGAAAGCGAUAUCUGCUUCUAAAAUAUCAGUUUCCAAAUCGGCCACAACUACAAAACGACCAACCUCAGCCAUGAGUAAGCCAGAACCGCCACAGACAGCAAUAUCUGGAAGAGCAAUGUCUGUUUCUAAAUUACACGAACCACCUCAUCGAUCGCUGUCAGUUGCCAAAACAAAGAUAAACAAAGCGAAUUCAUCUGUGCAUAUACUGUCAACCCCACGACUACAAGAAUCAAAGGAUGUAAAAAAGUCACUAAGUCGGCGUCCCAAAUCUGCCAUGCAGUUGAGGGUAGAAGAGUCAGAAAAGAAAAGAGUGAAAUCAAAAGUCAAGAAAUCAAAAUCAAAGACACUAAAUAAUGCCAACGCGAAUAACGUUAAUGACACUGAAGAUAAAGAGGCAUUACAAUCUGACUCACCGCCUGUUGUGUCACUGACACCUGUGUGUAGAGACUCGCAAACAGAAGCGAGUUGUCAUGAUGCUGUCAGUACAGUGUCUUUCGAUGAUCUCGUGGUCCUGAGUGGAGAAAUAAAUGACGACUCCAAAUACAACCCACAAGAGUCCAUAACUUUCUACCUUAGUAAGUCAAUGGACAAACCAUUUGUGAAUGCAUCUCAGUUUGAGAACAAAAACACGAACUUUUCAUCAAAACCUACUUAUGAAUUUGAUGGUAGUCAUGAAGAGGACAAGCUAUACAAUAUGUGCUUUAUGGAUCUGGUUAAAAACGGAUUUGAUGAGGACAUGUUUCCGUCUGUAAAUGUGCAUCCUAAAACCAAUAAACAGAGGGUUAGAUUCAAUCUACAGCUUGCUGAACGUAUGGCCAGAAACAUGAAGCAAGGGUCGUUGGAAUACGACCCUGCUAGGUAUGGGAACAGAGUCAAACCCGACGCUUUAACAUACGUGUUUAGAAACACGGAUAGCCCUGCCAACGAACACAGGAAGCAAAGAUCAAUACAUUCGCCCGAUGCCCGUCUGCAGCUCACUUCAAAAUCCGAGACCAAAAAAUGGCCGAAUAUCUGGGCCAAUGUCCUCAGAUCACGAAAGUGGAGAGAAGUGUACUCCCUGGUGGACUCUAGCAGUGCCACCGAUCUUGUGGAGGAAACCAGCUGUGAUGAGGAAACCGAAUCUUCUCACUUGCAGCCUAAUAGAUCAGAGCACGACAUGUCUACAGAUGGACACAAGACACUGAAACCCCCAAAGAAAAUCCGGAAAAAGCAACGAAGUGUCCGAAGCAGACGCCAAAGAGAAUCGUCAGCAGGAACCAAUGACAAUCCCCCAAGCGAUGUGGUAUUUCCCCCCUACACGUGCAGAUACAACGAAGAGGGCAGUUCUGAUCUUUCAGCUGAGCAUUCUGCAAACACAACGUUUAGUUAUUUGCAGUUAGACUUAUCUGAUGCCAGCGCUAGCCACCACAGCGAGGAAGCAAUUGAAAUACCAGCCCUCAGACUUCCAGCGUGCUCAAACAAGAAGCAGGCCAAGUUUCAAUUAAAGUGGCUACACCUGGUUGAACAUCUGACGAAAGAAAUUCAAAAAGACUGUCUGGUGAAAGGCUACGAGAUCCUCCAAAGGUUGUCCAGAGGAAAUCCUAGAGUCCACAGCCUCCUGUUUCUAGCAAACAACAGAAAUAACCCCUUGUACAGCCCGAUAGAGAUUACCGCCAUCAGAUGGCCUUAUGCCUGUUUUACUAGCAGCGUCAUCUCUCUGGGAGGGGCCGCGACUGGUCGCCAGUACAUACAGACAUGGGUCAAUGCUCUACCACCACACUCCAAUCUCAUAAUGCUUCUACAUCGAUUCUGCACUGACAACUGGGUGUAUCACGUGACACAGCACUGCCCUUGGCCGUCGUUGGAUCAUCUGAUCAGACAAUCGUCCACUCCCUGGGGGCCGGGCUCCUGCCAGGGUCUCCCGGAGAACGCUUGCAAGACCAUCUUCAAACAGAUCUGUGCCGGCAUGGGGCACCUGCACCAGCACGAUGUCUUACACGGAGACCUCAACUGCUCCAACAUCCUGGUCAGUAACAUGCUGCAAGUCAAACUGGCAGGUUACGGUCCAGUGUGCCAGCGGAUGAUGAGCCCCAUACAGAGCAUCAAGGGACACGUACCGCUCCAGGGUGACUCUUACAACGUCAACACGCCCCCGGAACUCAUGGCCAGGAGGGAUGUCUGGACAAAGAGUUGCGAUGUCUGGUGCAUGGGAAUCACCUUGCUACAGAUGGUGAUUGGGGAGAUUUCACACGAGGUGAACUCCGCCAUACGACUCAAUGGCUGCAACAACCCCGUGGCCAGACUUCAUCUGCCUAAUUGUGGAUACCAACUGAGUCGUCUGAUAGACAAGAUUCUGCAGCCAAACGCCAUCAACAGGCCCAGUGUUUUUCACAUCAGCAACCACCCCUGGUUAUGUGAUGUUACAGAUUUAGCAGCUGUCCUCUGGCAGAGGAGUAACAAGAACGCCGUCAGAAGAACGGAUGGUUCCACUUUUCCUUUGCCAAAGAGAUUCCAAAACCUAGAAAAUCGAUCUGAUGAAAGCAUCUACGCCAGCUCGGAAUCGGACUGCAGUGCCAUUGAAAGUUAUGAUAUUUUAACAUCACAAGACAGGGAAGAAGAUGAUACUUAUUUAAACAGUUACAAAAGUGAUUUUCUGGCAAACCUUCAGAAAGAAUCGACAUCUGUUAGUAAGACUUUGUACAAAUGCGGUCUGGGCGAAAAUUGGUUGACCGACAAGAAUCGUCUUGUAUCUUCAUUUAACUCGUUGACUUCGCUGUCAUCUUCUAACAGAUUUGAGCCGAUAUUCUGCAGGUCACCGUCUCCUAAAGUGAAUUUCAUUUCCUCUAGAUCUUCGUCUCGAGGAGAUAUAAUGUCUUUUGUAAAUAGCAAGUUAAAAAUUGAGGAUGUUGCAAUUGUGAAUAGAAACGGAGUCACUGAGAGACAACCCGGCAAAAGAAUACAACCACACAAUGGAGGGAAUGAUUAUCAAGAAGAAAGGCAUAAAGGGUGUGACCUGCUCAAAUUAAUGGAGAACCUGGCGCCAAAGAAUGGAAAUAUGGAACUGGUGAAGUGA